CCAUGAGUUGGGGGCCAACUCAGUGGCAACCAAUAACAACUCCACUGUGUAGACCAACAGAGAAUUGGGCUCAGACAGAAAAUGGUUAAGAGUAUUGGCUAACCGGGUCAGGGAAGGUAAUUGUGGAUGUCACCUCUCUGGGUCUUUGUCAUUAGGACAAACACACAGGCAGACUUGCAGAUGAUGUGGAAGGGGUGGAGGGCUCAGCCUCUCCCUGCUGGGGAUACCUUGUUCCAGCCUCAGGGCCAGGGCUGAGUUGGACAAGAUGCCCUGCAGCCCUGGUGAAUAUUCAGCUGGUUCUGUCCCCUUUGCUGGCUCCUGCCUAUGCAAACAGCCACCUGGGAAGGGGGGCAGAGGUGGUGGCAGCAGCUGAAGCAGCAGAGGAUAGAAGGUGGGAGAGGAAAGAAGGCAGAGGCUCCCCAGGCUGACGGAGCCACGCUAAGCCCACUAUGGACAGGCGGCUGUGGGGUGCUUCCAUCCUCUGCUUGCUGAACCUCUUACCGACCGCACUGGGUCUUGUGCACCCAGAAUGUGACUUCCUCAUGCAGUUGAGAGAGGAUGAGCAUGUGUGUCUUCAAGCAGCAGAGAGGAUGCCCAACACCACCCUGGGCUGCCCUACCACCUGGGAUGGGCUACUGUGCUGGCCGAAGGCAGGCUCUGGCGAGUGGGUCACUCUUCCCUGCCCAGAUUUCUUCUCUCACUUCAGCUCAGAGUCAGGGGCUGUGAAGCGGGAUUGCACCGUCACGGGCUGGUCGGAGCCCUUCCCGCCUUACCCUGUGGCCUGCCCUGUGCCCCUGGAGCUGCUGGCUGAGGAGAAAUCUUACUUUUCCACGGUGAAGAUCAUCUAUACCAUGGGCCACAGCAUCUCUGUUGUGACACUCUUCGUGGCCAUCGCCAUCCUGGUUGCUCUCAGGAGGCUCCACUGCCCUCGCAACUAUGUCCACACCCAGCUGUUCGCCACCUUUAUCCUCAAAGCAGGAGCCGUGUUCCUGAAGGAUGCCACCCUCUUCCACGGUGACAACACUGACCACUGCAGCUUCUCCACUGCUCUGUGCAAGAUCUCCGUGGCUGCCUCCCAUUUUGCCACCAUGACCAACUUCAGCUGGCUGUUGGCCGAAGCUGUCUACCUGACCUGUCUCUUGGCUUCCACGUCACCCAGUGUGAGGUGCCCCUUCUGGUGGCUGGCUCUUGCUGGCUGGGGGUUUCCAGUGCUCUUCAUUGGGACCUGGGUGGGCUGCAAGUGGGCCUUCGAGGAUAUUGCGUGCUGGGACCUGGACGACAGCUCCCCCUACUGGUGGAUCAUCAAGGGGCCCAUCAUCCUCUCUGUUGGGGUGAACUUUGGGCUUUUUCUGAAUAUUAUUCGCAUCCUGUUGAGGAAACUGGAGCCGGCUCAGGGCAGCCUCCACACUCAGUCUCAGUACUGGCGGCUCUCCAAGUCAACACUUUUCCUCAUCCCUCUGUUUGGAAUUCACUACAUCAUCUUCAACUUCCUGCCUGACAAUGCCGGCCUGGGCCUUCGCCUGCCCCUGGAGCUGGGGCUGGGCUCCUUUCAGGGUUUCAUCGUUGCCAUCCUGUACUGCUUCCUUAACCAAGAGGUGAGGACUGAGAUCUCUCGAAGGUGGCAUGGCCAUGACCCUGAGCUUCUGCCAGCCCGGAGAACCUGUGCCAGAUGUACGAUGCCCUCCAGCUCGGGGGUGAAGGUGCUGACAUCUGUGUGCUAGGUUGGCCACAUGGCAUGACAGGA
Loxodonta africana (African savanna elephant) is the source of this 1744-nucleotide messenger RNA. It is a transcript of the gene GHRHR, whose product is annotated as growth hormone releasing hormone receptor. The transcript has 13 exons. Gene Ontology annotation, cellular component: plasma membrane. Lineage: Eukaryota; Metazoa; Chordata; Mammalia; Proboscidea; Elephantidae. The record is from RefSeq and is a predicted model, not a curated record. Gene Ontology annotation, biological process: cell surface receptor signaling pathway; positive regulation of cell population proliferation; adenylate cyclase-activating G protein-coupled receptor signaling pathway. Bases 450 to 1721 code for a protein of 423 amino acids. Gene Ontology annotation, molecular function: G protein-coupled peptide receptor activity; growth hormone-releasing hormone receptor activity; peptide hormone binding.